This is a messenger RNA of Rhizoctonia solani, 867 nucleotides long. RefSeq lists its product as uncharacterized. The record is from RefSeq and is a predicted model, not a curated record. The transcript is spliced from 3 exons. NCBI's taxonomy places the organism in Eukaryota, Fungi, Basidiomycota, Agaricomycetes, Cantharellales, Ceratobasidiaceae. Bases 1 to 867 code for a protein of 288 amino acids.
AUGACAUCUUUUGUUCGCGAUCAGCAAAGUAACUGGAGAAAAUCAAACUGCCGACAAUCUCCUGCGUCGGAAGGCGAGUUGUUGGAUCCGGAACGGGCUGUUGGUCACCUGGCGUCAAAGAAUCGUGCAAGAAUUAUCAGCGCUUUUGACUUUACGAUUGAUGGUGCACCAGCUUCCAUUGAGCCACUGCUGCAAGAACAACGCUUUCAAGGCUUGAAAGUCACGGGAGCAGUCUCGAGCUUACUCGGGCAGGAAGGAAUUUAUGCUCAGGGGCUAUGGUACGACAACAAAGGCCGAUUCGACUGGGUUUGGGCACAUAUUGAUAAUGUGCUCAAAUUGGAAGUACGCCAUGACACAAGGUUCCGAGGCGGAGCUCAAUGCAUCUGGAUGACUACUAGCGUGGGGGAGUAUGCAAUGGGGUUUCCUCAUAAGUCCUACACCAAGUUUUGGAACACCGCCUUGGCAUUUUUUGGAGCACCUUCAAUAGGCCCACUAUUGCAAGAUGACUAUCGCCCCGACUGGUGGCCAGCACAAAGUUCGGGACUUUGGCCAGGACUACUGCGUCCAGGAGAGGAGCAGUGUGUGUUGACAUGGGAAGAAGAGCUUCGACAGAUGACUGAACGUCUCAGCGUUGAGGCAGGUGCCAACACAAUCGAUUUGGGCUGCUCCAGCGCUCACGGGAGCUCCGGCCAACCGGGACAGCCAGCGCACAAUCUUCGCCAGCUGCGACCAUGGAACUUGGCCUUUGAUGGGGGAAUCAAGGCCAAACGCAAGGAACCAUACGAUGAAGUCACAAGCACCGACCCAAACACGUCCUCAGGUAGCAAGGGACGUAAACGUAAGCUAACCGGUCGGGCAAGGGCUUGA